AUGCCCAUCUACAAUAUUAUUGCGAGAAAGUUAAAGCCUUCAGAGUUUAUCGUGCAAAAGGUCGAUGAGGGCAAGUCGCUGCGCUCAGUCCUCCCGUUUAUUUCAAGGAAACUUGGCAUACCAUCCAUGAAGAAUUACGUAGCGUUUUCUUGUGAUAAAAGCAGGCGGCCGGUUGCCCGGCUGGACAUGGAUAUUCCGCUGGAGGAACAAGAAGUGCUGCCCUUGUCGUACAUCUAUAUUUCCCCUAUUGACGCCACACCAAAGGGUCCGGACGGUGAGGAACUCCCUCUGGUAUCAGAAUUGAAACGGGAUCACAACAGAGAUGGAGAGGAUGACGUGCCACCACCUCCGCCUUCUGAGGAUGAGACGCCACGAGUAGCCGUUGAAGAUGCCGACGGAGGUGCUGAACAGGAGGCCAAGAUGCGUGCUGAACACGAGGCCUGUAUGCGUGCUGAACACGAGGCCAAGAUGCGUGCUGAACACGAGGCCAAGAUGCGUGCUGAACAAGAGGAGGCCCGUAUGCGUGCUGAACAGGAGGAGGCCCGUAUGCGCGUCGACGUCAGCACAGUGCACGUAUCUGAUCUCUCUCACGCGCGCGCCACACCUCCACCGAGAAGCGCAAUGAAUGGCUUUGGGCGAGGUUCGCUCAGUGGCGUCCAGGCCAACGGACACCGUCAUCCCGACUUCUCCCUGUCGACGACGACAGAGCACCGCGUGCAGCUAAACUUGGUCCCAGACGUUGUCGAUACGGCGGUGGUGCAGAGCGACUCCCGCAGUACUGGGCCUCGCGCCCCAGGUGAGGUGGCCCGCUUGCUCGCCGCCGUCGCCGAGGAUGUCCCAGUGCAUCAUGCGGUGCUGCUGCGCAUGGCUGAUUUAGUGGUGAGUGAACACCCUAAAAGACCUCAACUGCAUCUGUGGUCUCACCUGCAAAGCAAGCUCGGGGGUACCCCCCACACCACCUCGCAACUCGACAAAAGUGAGGUCCGUCGCCGCCCUUCAUGCUCCUCUCUCACCUUUGCGCCGGUUGGCGACAACACUGAGGAACGUCUCUCUUCAGGGGCGCCGGCGGGUCCCGCGAGGGCAGUGGUGCGGCACUGGGUAAGGCUGCUUCUCGAUGCAAAGCCAGACAAUCCCUUGCUGUUCAUGUGGUCAAAACUCGAGGCAAAGGGGGGAAAAGAUGCCAUCUGUUUGGGUGCAUCGUCGUCAGUGCACGCGCUGGCGCCUGAGGACCCCACGAAGGUGGCAGUGCUACACGACAUUCCGCGUAGCAGUCCUGCCUACACAGUGCUGCUCGGCCUCGUAGACCUCAUUUUCGAAAAGAAGCCAGACGCGCCCGAGAUGUGGAUGUGGUAUCACCUCGUGGGACGGAGCAAGUCCGGUGGGUCCGCCUCCGGUCGCUCCUCGGCAAUUUCGCUUCGGCCGUUCUGUGAGGAAGCAACAGGAGAUCAGAGCUGUGCCUCUGAUGAUGAGGUCAAUGACUGCGAUGCGCCACUCUUAAUGGCGGCGAUUCAGUCUCAGCUGAAGGGCCGCGCUUUCCUGCCUUGUCGGGAGGGCAACGCAAAGCCGCGGACAAAAGAUGUGUCAACGCAGACGUCUGGCGUGCGCCCUGUGGAAAAAGUAACGAGCCCGGCUCCGUUGGUCGUCGUACCACUUGCAAAGAGUUCAUUGCCGGUUCGGGCUACAAACUUUCUCCUUGACCGCUCGCCACGUGAACUCUUGCAGCCACCACACUUUGAUAUGACGUUGCUUCGAUGCCGCCGCCAUUCAUUUAACGUCAUUGCCGAGUGUGAGUUAACACCGUCUCUGGCGUCCCCGCUCCGCCGCAACAGGUGCCAUGCACUCUCAGACUCAGUACCGUACGGUUGCAGCUGCGUGGCGCGUCGGGGCCGCUCCUGUUGCUACCACGAUCGCCCCUCAAUGCAGAAUGACGGGGGUCUGUCCGAACGCAGAGCACAGAGUUAUGAAUUGUGUGGCAGACACAGCGGGCAGCGCGAUGACCCUAUCCCAAUCCCACCAAGUGAUUUUUUUCCAGCGGUGCCAUCUCGCCGGUUAAAUAGUGAACCGACUGAUUUUAGGUAUGAUGCACGUCAAAAAGAGGCUGAGCGCGCGGAGCUGAUGUACGAGUACAACUGGUUUCUGCAACGUGAGGCGGUGCGGAACGAGCAGCUGCAGAAGGAGGUGGCGCUCCUUCGCCGUGAGAGGGAGUUCCGCGACCGAAGGGCGCCCUACGGCCCCUCAACGACCACGGCGUUGACUGCAGAGGCCUCGGCCUGCGGUCACCCCGAGGUGGAGACCCCCCUUGCGGAUCCCAAGCUGUUGCAGGGCUCGCCACAACCACCAACGGAGCUGGACGUCAUGCGCAAGCGGUUGGAGCUGCUGAACAUGGAGGCAGCGCGCUCCCGUUAUUUGUCACAAUCGUCGCGGAGCCCCAACGCGGGGAAGCGCGCAGAGGAGGCGGCGUCGCCGCACGCGACGUGCGGCAGUCCUUCGUUGAGGCCUGGUAGCGAGUACGUCGGCGUCUCGCCCCAUUUUACCCCCGUGAGGCGUGCGGCCUCUCAGGGGCGGAACUGA
Messenger RNA from Trypanosoma grayi, 2571 nucleotides. RefSeq lists its product as hypothetical. NCBI's taxonomy places the organism in Eukaryota, Euglenozoa, Kinetoplastea, Trypanosomatida, Trypanosomatidae. The transcript has a single exon. Bases 1 to 2571 code for a protein of 856 amino acids. The record is from RefSeq and is a predicted model, not a curated record.